Acanthisitta chloris (rifleman) is the source of this 875-nucleotide messenger RNA. RefSeq names its product RAB11 family interacting protein 3 (class II) (gene RAB11FIP3). The record is from RefSeq and is a predicted model, not a curated record. Lineage: Eukaryota; Metazoa; Chordata; Aves; Passeriformes; Acanthisittidae. Gene Ontology annotation, cellular component: endocytic vesicle; cleavage furrow; midbody. The transcript is spliced from 6 exons. Gene Ontology annotation, biological process: endocytic recycling; regulation of cytokinesis. The annotation marks the transcript as partial.
AGCAAAUGCUCUCGAGGAGCAGCUGAAGGAGCAGGAGCUGCGAGCUGACCAGACCCUCCUGGAGGAGAUCAAGAAGCAGAGGGAGCUGCUCAGCAAAAUGGAGAGGGAGAAGAGCAUUGAGAUUGAGAACUUGCAGGCCAGGCUGCAGCAGCUGGAUGAUGAGAACAGUGAGCUGAGGUCCUGUGUGCCCUGUCUGAGAGCCAGCAUCGAGAGACUCGAGGAGGAGAAGCAGAAGCUGCUGGAUGAGAUUGAAGACCUCACUGUGCAGCUCACAGAGGAGCAGGAGAAAAAGAGGAAGAUGGGGGACAAGCUGAGUCAGGAGAGGCACCAGUUCCAGAAGGAGAAGGAGUCGACGCAAGAGCUCAUUGAGGACCUCAGGAAGCAGCUGGAGCACCUGCAGCUCUUCAAGCUUGAGGCAGAGCAGCGGAGGGGCAGGAGCAGCAGCAUGGGGCUGCAGGAGUACAACAGCAGGACGCGGGAGACGGAGCUGGAGCAAGAAAUCAAGCAGCUCAAGCAGGAUAACAGGAACCUGAAGGAGCAGAAUGAUGAACUGAAUGGGCAGAUCAUUAACCUGAGCAUCCAGGGAGCCAAGAACCUCUUCUCAGCCUCCUUCUCGGAAUCCCUGGCAGCAGAGAUCAGCUCUGUCUCCAGAGAUGAGCUCAUGGAAGCAAUCCAAAAGCAAGAGGAGAUCAACUUCCGCCUGCAGGAUUACAUCGACAGGAUCAUCGUGGCCAUCAUGGAGACCAAUCCCUCCAUCCUGGAAGUCAAGUAAGGGCGGCCGAGAGCCGCCGGCUGCGCCCCACGCGUGGGUCUGGUGCUCUGAGAGGAUGCAGAGGGACUCCACACGUCUUUGCUCUUGAUGAAGGCACGAGGAA